AUAAGUGUGCGAAGUCUGUGAUAGCCAAGCAAACCAUCGAAAGUUUAGAUCGCCUGCCUUUCCUUGAACCAAUGGCCAAACAACUGGGCUCCCUCCUUUCUUCUUGCUUGCUUUCUGUCACUGUAUCCAUAGUUCUACUCCAUAUACCAUCUCGAGUUCAUUCAGUAACAUUGAAAUCAGAUAUUGAAGCCCUUCAGGCACUGAUGCAGGCUGUCGAUCCCGUCUCGAUUGUGAGGUAUUCCUACCUCCAUAGCUGGGAUUUCGCAUUCGAUCCAUGUGAGGCUGCAGGGGUAUUUCAAGGGAUCUUGUGCACAUUCCCUACAGACAAAUCGGCCAACCGUAUAAUGGCAAUUGAUCUUGAUCCUGCUGGGUAUGAUGGCUUUCUAACAGCAUCGAUCGGGAAUCUGACAGAGCUUACCUCCCUUAGGAUAAGCAAAAACAACUUUCGAGGGCCAAUACCAGAAACCAUAGCCAACCUUCAAAAGCUCACCAGACUAUCAUUGCCUCAAAAUCUCUUCACUGGGAGAAUACCUCAAGGAAUCAUUAAUCUCAAGCAUCUUCAAAUCUUAGACCUGUCACAGAACAACCUCUCUAGCAAAAUUCCUGCCGAUAUUACAACUUUGAGAAGCUUGGUGCAGUUAAGCUUGUCAAACAAUGCAUUGUCUGGCAGAAUUCCAGACCUCUCCGCAUUGUGGCAGCUGAGCACAUUGGAUCUUAGUAGCAACAAUCUAGAUGGAAUUGUACCCAAUCUUCCAAUAAACUUGAGAAAAUUGUCGCUGAGCCAUAAUGUACUAUCAGGACACAUUUCACCUGUGAGCGUCCUCCACCACCUCACAGUACUAGAUUUGAGUGAUAACAGGUUUUCAGGUCUCAUUCGUCAGGAAAUUCUCACUUUGCCUCUGAUGGAACGCCUUAACAUCUCAAAUAAUCAAUUCACGGAAAUGGAGCCAAUGCCAUACCCUAGGGAAGGUUUACAGCUUCGUGUGCUGGACGCACACGCUAACAGGCUGCAUGGUCAUCUGCCCAUCAGCUUGGUUAAUAUAGCGAAUUUAUCAUCAAUUGAUCUAUCCCAUAAUCUGUUCUCUGGACGAAUCCCACUAGAAUAUGGAGCCAAACUGGGGAGUUCAUGGAAAAGCUUGCUCUUAGAAGACAAUUUUCUGAUAGGAAAUCUUCCACCGCAGUUUAUUAACGGGACAGUGGCAGUUAGAGCCAACCUUGCCCACAAUUGCUUAAGGUGUCCACCAAACAUUCGGUUUUGCAGAGGAGGGCAAAGGGCAAACACAGAGUGUGUCGAGCAGCAAGAUCACAGCACUUGAGAAGUUACUGAUAAUUCACAACGGUUCGUCAUAAAAAUUCCAUGUACUCAAGCUUAUAAUAAAGUCCAGUGAGGCAAGCUUCCACUUCCUAAUCAGUGGUUCCGGCGAAGGAGAAGGUGUCAUAAUCUGUACUCUUCAUUAAUGCAUUUCAAGUGUUGAACAAA
Populus nigra (black poplar) is the source of this 1480-nucleotide messenger RNA. Its product is annotated as LRR receptor-like serine/threonine-protein kinase FLS2. Lineage: Eukaryota; Viridiplantae; Streptophyta; Magnoliopsida; Malpighiales; Salicaceae. The transcript has a single exon. Bases 72 to 1316 code for a protein of 414 amino acids. Gene Ontology annotation, molecular function: protein binding. The record is from RefSeq and is a predicted model, not a curated record.